CCGCCAUCUCUGUCCCCUUCCUCCUCUUCCUCCUCCACCCCACACCCUCACCCGCAGGUGGGCCCAGCUGCCGGCCUCCACCGUUAGGAGCGAGCCGGCCGGCGGCGGGCGGCAUUGCGGUCGUCUGGUCGGGGCGCGUCAUGGCGGGGUACGGGGAUCGGCGGUCGCCGCCGUUUGAGGGCAUCGCCGCCGACGGGGGCGGCAGGGCGCAGUCGCCGGGCGCGGGGGCGGGGAGGCUCCCGCCGCCGCCGGGCGGGUUCGCGCGCGGGCUCAUGAAGCAGCCGUCGCGGCUGGCGUCCGGGGUGCGGCAGUUCGCGUCGCGGGUGUCGAUGAAGGUGCCCGAGGGGGUGGCCGGGAUGCGGCCGGGCCGGAUGACGCGGAUGCAGUCCAGCGCCCAGGUGGGGCUCCGCAGCCUCCGGUUCCUCGACAAGACCUCCGGCGGCAAGGAGGGGUGGAAGGCCGUCGAGCGCCGCUUCGACGAGAUGACCAAGGGCAGCGGCCGACUCCAGAAGGAGAACUUCGGCAAGUGCAUCGGCAUGGGUGACUCCAAGGAGUUUGCCGGCGAGCUGUUCGUCGCGCUGGCGCGGCGGCGGAACCUGGAGCCAGAGGACGGCAUCACCAAGGAGCAGCUCAAGGAGUUCUGGGAGGAGAUGACCGAUCAGAACUUCGACUCGCGGCUGCGCAUUUUCUUUGACAUGUGCGACAAGAACGGCGAUGGGAUGCUCACGGAAGACGAAGUUAAAGAGGUUAUUAUACUCAGUGCGUCAGCGAACAAGCUGGCCAAGUUGAAGGGGCACGCGGCGACCUACGCGUCACUGAUCAUGGAGGAGCUCGACCCCGAUGACCUUGGCUACAUCGAGAUUUGGCAGCUGGAGACGCUGCUCCGUGGCAUGGUGAGCGCGCAGGCGCCGGAGAAGCUGAAGCGAACAACGUCGAGCCUGGCGCGGACGAUGAUCCCAUCACGGUACCGGAGCCCGCUGAAGCGGCACCUGUCCAAGACGGUGGACUUCAUCCACGAGAACUGGAAGCGGAUAUGGCUCGUCACGCUGUGGCUGGUCGUCAACCUCGCCCUGUUCGUGUACAAGUUCGAGCAGUACAAGCGCCGCUCUGCGUUCCAGGUGAUGGGCUACUGCGUCUGUGUAGCCAAGGGUGCUGCCGAGACCCUCAAGCUCAACAUGGCGCUCAUCCUGCUACCCGUCUGCCGGAACACAUUGACGACGCUCAGGUCCACCGCGCUCAACCAUGUCAUACCCUUUGACGACAACAUCAACUUCCACAAGAUCAUGGCGCUGUCGAUUGCUAUUGCCACGGCGAUCCACACGCUCGCGCACGUCACCUGCGACUUCCCGAGGCUGAUCAGCUGCCCGACGGAUAAGUUCAUGGCCACCUUGGGGUCGAACUUUCACUACAAGCAGCCAACGUACCCGGACCUGCUGCAGAGCAUACCCGGGGUCACCGGCAUCCUCAUGAUCAUCAUAAUGUCCUUCUCCUUCACGCUGGCAACGCACUCCUUCAGGCGGAGCGUGGUGAAACUGCCGUCACCCCUGCACCACCUUGCCGGUUUCAAUGCCUUCUGGUACGCCCACCACCUGCUGGUUCUCGCGUAUAUCCUGCUGGUGGUGCACUCCUACUUCAUAUUCCUCACCAGGGAGUGGUACAAGAAGACGACAUGGAUGUACCUGAUUGUUCCUGUCCUCUUCUAUGCCUGUGAAAGAACUAUCAGAAAAGUCCGUGAGAACAACUAUCGCGUGAGCAUUUUGAAGGCAGCAAUUUAUCCUGGAAAUGUGCUCUCUAUUCACAUGAAGAAGCCACCUGGGUUCAAGUACAAGAGUGGGAUGUACCUGUUUGUAAAAUGCCCAGAUGUCUCGCCUUUCGAAUGGCACCCCUUCUCUAUUACUUCUGCGCCAGGUGAUGACUACUUGAGCGUACAUAUCCGUACGCUGGGUGACUGGACAUCUGAACUUCGUAACCUUUUUGGAAAGGCUUGCGAGGCACAAGUAACUUCCAAGAAGGCUACCCUAACAAGACUUGAAACUACAGUUGUGGCAGACGCCCAGAUAGAGGACACCAGGUUUCCGAGGGUCUAUAUAGAUGGCCCUUAUGGUGCACCAGCACAAAAUUACAAAAAAUAUGAUAUUCUUUUGCUUAUCGGUCUCGGAAUUGGAGCAACUCCUUUCAUCAGCAUACUGAAGGAUAUGUUGAACAACUUAAAAUCCAAUGAAGAGGUGGAGAGCAUCCACGGCUCUGAGAUAGGCAGCUUCAAGAACAAUGGUCCAGGAAGAGCUUAUUUCUACUGGGUUACUAGGGAGCAAGGAUCAUUCGAAUGGUUCAAAGGAGUCAUGAAUGAUGUUGCCGAAAGCGAUCACAGCAAUGUUAUAGAGAUGCACAAUUACCUAACCAGUGUCUAUGAAGAAGGUGACGCAAGGUCAGCUCUGAUUGCCAUGGUGCAGUCACUUCAGCAUGCAAAAAAUGGCGUGGACAUCGUUUCCGGCAGCAGGAUUCGGACACAUUUUGCAAGGCCAAACUGGAGAAAAGUAUUCUCUGAUUUGGCCAAUGCCCACAAGAACUCUCGCAUAGGUGUUUUCUACUGUGGAUCUCCAACACUCACAAAACAACUCAAGGAACUUUCAAAAGAAUUCAGCCAGACAACCACGACUAGGUUCCAUUUCCACAAGGAAAACUUCUAAGACCAUAUAUACCAGAAGAAUUUCAAACAGAUUGCAAACAUUGUAUAGGAAAGAUUACAAUAGCAUUGGUAUAGCAGAUUUAGCUUUACAAGUUUUGUUGUACGCCGGGUUGUACAAAAUAUGGGUUGAAAGCUAGAUGUAAGCAUCAUAUAUAGAUUCUGAAAUGCUCACAGAUUUCUAUAUUCGAGAAGCGAAA
Panicum hallii is the source of this 2883-nucleotide messenger RNA. RefSeq names its product putative respiratory burst oxidase homolog protein H. The record is from RefSeq and is a predicted model, not a curated record. Gene Ontology annotation, molecular function: calcium ion binding; NAD(P)H oxidase H2O2-forming activity; peroxidase activity. Gene Ontology annotation, cellular component: plasma membrane. Bases 141 to 2687 code for a protein of 848 amino acids. The transcript has 14 exons. Lineage: Eukaryota; Viridiplantae; Streptophyta; Magnoliopsida; Poales; Poaceae.